This is a messenger RNA of Brettanomyces bruxellensis, 1362 nucleotides long. RefSeq lists its product as uncharacterized. The transcript has a single exon. Bases 1 to 1362 code for a protein of 453 amino acids. Lineage: Eukaryota; Fungi; Ascomycota; Pichiomycetes; Pichiales; Pichiaceae. The record is from RefSeq and is a predicted model, not a curated record.
AUGCCUCUCACCAGAAGACAGGCUGAGGCAGAAGGAAGAAAAGAUGAAGUAGAGAGAGAAUAUGAAGAGGCCAUUGGUCAUGGAAAGUUUUUAACAAAGGAUAAGGAAGAAGACAAUGACAACAUUUUAGGAAAGCACGACUUAUCUUCUCCUGAAGAGGAAGAGUUGAGAAAGAAGUCGAGAAGUGGAAAAGGAACUGAAAUUCAAGACGAAUCAGAAAACAGUUCUACGCUUACGAAAAUAUUGGAAGAAUUAAGAGAAUGGAAGGCUUAUACAAUUGAGAGCUCUAAAAAACAUGAGGAAGAAAUGAAGAAGUUGGGAUUUGACGUAAACCGCACUAUUUCCGAAGUUCACGCUACAAGAGAGAAGUUAGCCGAGGAUGAACAGACGAUUCAGGAAAUGGCAAAAAGGCAAGAUCAAAAGAUGGAAGAUAUCACAUCUAAAAACAAAUUUUUAUGCGAACACCUUGAACAAUUUGAAGUAGAUGUUAGAGCAGUUUUGGUGAAGCAUGAUAAGUAUUGUGAGGAAUUUGCCAAACACAUAAAUGAUCAUGAGACAGAUAACAAACGGGUCAUCGACGGAAUGAACGAGAGUCUGAAGAAGCACGAUAUUUCUUUUGAGAAUAUUACCAAAGAUUUAAAUGAUCACGAGACAGAUAACAAAAGGAUCAUUAAGGAAAUGAAGGAGGACUUAAUUGUUCAGCAGGCAAGCAUUGAGAAUGAAAAUGCGAGAAAGUUGAAGGAGAUUGAAGAACGACUGAACCAACAAUUAGACGGACGAGUAAGAAAGUUGGAAACCUUGAUAAAGGAUAAUCCGAAGGAGAUCAAUGAGCGACUGAACCAACAAUUAGACGGACGAGUAAGAAAGUUUGAAGACUUGAUAAAGGAUAAUUCGAAGGAGAUAACUAAAUUGAUUGCUACAGAAACUUCGAGAGAAAACAACUACAAAUUGCUUAAUGAUGACAUCAAAAAACUGAAUACCGAUAUGAAUCUUUUAAAAAUUGAAAAAUCUCAAAAUUUUGAAUUACAAAAUAGCUUAAAAACCAAAAUGGAAGAACAAGGUGAAAAGAUAAUAGUUCUACAACAACAAAAUCAAUAUUUGAUGGAGGAUCACCGUAAUGUAUCUCGGAAAACAGAUAAAUUUGCUACAGAUAUCGCCGUCUUGAGAACGAAAUACGAAUUGAACAUAUCCGGUGCAGAAGCGUCAAAUGUACGAAUACCUAAGUACGAAAACCUUCAAGAGAAACAGAAGCAGAAGUUUGCCAAGACGCAAAAUGAAGGAUUGUACACCCCUGCAAUCAAAUACCAACAUCCUUAUCAGAAGGAAGGAGACCUGAACACUCCAACUCAGGAAGUGAGGUAA